Lathyrus oleraceus (garden pea) is the source of this 561-nucleotide messenger RNA. RefSeq lists its product as uncharacterized. The transcript is spliced from 2 exons. The record is from RefSeq and is a predicted model, not a curated record. Gene Ontology annotation, cellular component: replication fork. The coding region runs from base 1 to 561 and encodes 186 amino acids. Gene Ontology annotation, biological process: DNA replication. Lineage: Eukaryota; Viridiplantae; Streptophyta; Magnoliopsida; Fabales; Fabaceae.
AUGCGACUCCAACGAGCCGGCAAUACUUCAAGUACAUCUGAAUUAGAAUUGUUUUCUAAUUGGAUAUUAAAAGUUGGCGAUGGGAAAUUGGAAGAACCUAACGAUGGUUACACGGAUAUUCCUAUUCCAAAUGAUUUCUUAAUUUCUAACUAUGAUGAUCCACUAGAAGCCAUUGUUAGUGAAACAUAUCCGAAUUUUCUUAACAAUUACAAGAAUCCAGAAUUUUUGCAAUCAAGAGCUAUAUUGGCAGGAACAAUUGAAACGGUUGACAUCAUAAAUCAAUACGUUUUGGGAUUCAUACCAGGUGAAGAAAAGGAAUAUUUAAGUUCAGAUUCUGUAGACACUUUUAACGGUGAAGGAAAUGAAGCUUUUGAUGUUUUGACCCCGGAAUUUUUGAAUACACUUACAACUUCCGGUCUACCUAACCACAAGAUUAAAUUGAAGAUUGAGACCCCUAUUAUGUUGCUUCGAAACAUUGAUCAACCUGAAGGUCUCUGCAAUGGAACAAGGCUUAUAGUUACAAGAUUGGAGGGGUUAUCUAUAUUCCAAGAAUGGAUAUGA